Chionomys nivalis (European snow vole) is the source of this 1455-nucleotide messenger RNA. RefSeq names its product ADAM like decysin 1 (gene Adamdec1). The transcript is spliced from 13 exons. The annotation marks the transcript as partial. The record is from RefSeq and is a predicted model, not a curated record. NCBI's taxonomy places the organism in Eukaryota, Metazoa, Chordata, Mammalia, Rodentia, Cricetidae. Gene Ontology annotation, molecular function: metalloendopeptidase activity. Gene Ontology annotation, biological process: proteolysis.
AGAGAACUAGAGGGAGAUCGAACUGGCCACUGGAGAGAGCAUAACUGUGUGCUGCUCGGGACCUCCCAGCUACCCACAGAAGCCAGCAUGUCGUGGGUCCUGCUUUCUGUCCUGUGGCUCAUCAUUCAAACGCAAGUGAUAGAUACAAAGUCAAGCCCCGAGUUAAAGCUCCAUGAAAUAGUUCAUCCUAAAAAACUAAACAUUUCACCCAGAAGUGGAACUGAGAACAACCAGACAGAGAGAUAUGGCAAAGAGGAAAGAUAUGCACCUGAAGUUCAGUAUCAAAUCAUACUAAAUGGAGAAGAAAUUAUCUUUCACCUAAAGAGAACCAAGCGUCUUCUGGGGCCAGAGGACACUGAAACAUCUCACUCACCCAAAGGAGAAGAAGGGACCAGACACUCUCAGGAUGUGAAACCCUGCUACUACGAAGGCCACAUCCUGAAUGCAAGGGACUCUCUUGCCAGUAUCAGUACAUGUGAUGGGUUGAGAGGGUACUUCACACAUCAUGAUCAAAGAUAUCAGAUAAAGCCUCUGCAAGGCACAGACGAGGGGGAACAUGCUGUCCUUCCAUACAUCCAGGGGGAACCAGGCACCGCUAAAUACAAGCAUGCUGACGAGCGUGCUGGCAGAAAACAAAGCCAAAUUCGAAUCUCCAGGUCAUUAAAAAGCCCAAAUGAAGACCCCCUUCAAGUGCAGAAAUACCUUAACCUCUUCUUGGUGCUGGAUAACGCCUUUUAUAAGAUGCAUAAUGGGAAUGUGACUCAGAUAAGAAGCUUUGUGUUUGAGGUGCUGAACUUGCUCAAUGUGAUUUUCAGAACCAUUGAUACUCAAGUGUCUUUGGUGGAUAUGGAAAUCUGGUCUGACAGUGAUAAGAUAAAGGUGGUACCCGGGAUUGGUACCACAUUCCGAAGCUUCAUGAGAUGGCAUUACUCUGUUGUGGGAAAAAAGAAGUUCCAUAACCAUGCCCAGCUUCUCAGUGGAUCUGGCUUCCUCCAAGGGCGUGUAGGAAUGGCAGCUUCAAAUUCCUUGUGCUCUACAUCAUCAGUGUCCGUUAUUGAGGCUAACCGAAAGAAUAGCGUGACUCUCGCAGCAGUGAUGUCACAUGAGUUGGGCCACGCCCUUGGUAUGAAGGACGUUGUCUAUAGUACCAAGUGUCCCUCUGGCAGCUGUGUGAUGAGUCAGUACCUGAGUUCAAAAUUCCCCAAGGAUUUCAGUACUGCCAGUCGCUCACUUUUUAAAGGGUUCCUUUCCUCUAGAGGUGCAAGGUGUCUGCUGCAGGCACCUAAUCCUAAAAACUUCAUAAAAUCGACAUGUGGGAACCGAGUUCUGGAAACAGGGGAAGACUGCGACUGUGGAUCUCCUGAGGAAUGUACCAAUCUCUGCUGUGAGCCCCUCACAUGUAGGUUGAAAUCCCAACCUGACUGUCGAGAAGAAGCAUCCAACCACGUCACGUGA